Molecule: messenger RNA, 11971 nt
Organism: Pimephales promelas (fathead minnow)
Lineage: Eukaryota; Metazoa; Chordata; Actinopteri; Cypriniformes; Leuciscidae
Source: RefSeq, a predicted model, not a curated record
GGGAACACCACAGAGGGAUCCCAUGUUACCUUUAGAUUAAGGACUAAAUUGCAUGGAAAUACAGAUUUACAAACCCAAAAGAUCGACAGAGAAAGAAGGGUGCAUGGGAAAAAAACCGACGGAAGAGAUAAAGGGAGACAGACAGCUUCAGGAAUAACAUUUCUAGUCGUGCUGCUUGUUCGCCAUAAAUAAAUUCACAGACCUCUCAGUCUACAACCUGUUUACGGUCUUUUGGACCCUGGACAACGGGAGCAGGUGAAGAUACGGAAGAAAGGAUGCUAUAACAGAAAAGAAAGGGAUAGACUGUUAAUGGAGUGAGUGCAUGAAGAUUAAAGAAACAGAGAGAGAGGUGUUUCCCCGCUGCUCGUCUCGCUUGGAAGGAUAGACUGUUUCGUUUAGGGAAUAAAAGUAGCCUAAUUGGUUAACACGAGCUUUGUCAAAUCAUAGAAAUGCUUAUUUAUUACGGCGAAAAUUAUAUGUAACAGUACACCCAUGCCUUAAACGGGAGUAUUUGAGGUGCAAGGGUAGCAGAGGUCAAACAAGGCGAUAAAAUAAAUAUAUAUUAAUAAAACUAGUCUUUUAUAUCACUUAAGGAACUGCGCGCGACUACGCAGUAUAGCACCUUUUGAACUGGCAAUUCUUACAUUAUUCAUUAACUGUUGCCAUUAUAUACAAUACAAAAUCUUAUGUUUAAAGCUAGCCUACAUUCAUUCGGACCCCGCGCCAAGAGGAUCCCUCCAUUCAGUCAGAAAACCCUAAAUUUCACGUAUAGAGUUUUUGUGCAGUUUGUGUGUUCAUGUGCGUGUGUUCAGUAACACGCACACUGCACGCACGCGAACAGAGCCUGACCCAAAGCGAGCUCCUCCUCCCCCCCUCCCCUCUCGGUUCUCUCUCCUCCUCUCCCUCCCCCUGCUCCUCUAUGCUCAGUUCGGUGUGUGUCUCCUCUUUCAAAGGGCGCAAGGGUGGAAACAAGUCGUCCAACAAAGCAUGUUACAGCGCAGACAUGACUUGUCCUUCAGACAGCGAGAAAAUAGUGAUAAACUGCGGGGGGGUUCGGCACGAGACGUACCGCAGCACACUGAAGACGCUGCCUGGGACCCGCUUGUCCUGGCUCACGGAGCCAGAUGCGUUCAGUAACUUUGACUAUGACCCCAAAUCUGACGAGUUUUUCUUUGACCGUCACCCUGCCACCUUUGCUUUCAUCCUCAACUACUACCGCACUGGGAAGUUGCAUUGUCCCAACGAUGUGUGCGGUCCUCUCUUCGAGGAGGAGCUCGCGUUCUGGGGUAUCGAUGAGACGGACGUGGAGGCUUGCUGCUGGAUGAACUACCGACAGCAUCGGGACGCAGAGGAAGCGCUGGACAGCUUCGAGACGCCCGAGCCGGACCUGCCAGAGGACGACCCGGCGCUAACGGGCGGUGCGGACGGGGACUUGAAGAGGUUGUGCCUACAGGAGGAUGGUCGCAACACCAGCAGGUGGAGUAUCUGGCGACCCCGCAUGUGGGCGCUGUUUGAGGACCCCUACUCCUCGAAAUACGCCAGGUAUGUGGCGUUCGGCUCGCUCCUGUUCAUCCUCAUCUCCAUCUCAACUUUUUGCUUGGAGACACAUGAGGCCUUCAACACCAUCUACAAUAAGACAGAGAACGUGACAGUGGGGAACGUCACGCGGGAGGAGAUUGUGUAUGAGGUAGUGACGGACAACUGGCUGACCUACGUGGAGGGCGUAUGCGUCAUCUGGUUCACCAUCGAGGUGUUCGCCCGUGUCAUCUUCUGCCCGGACAAGGCCGAGUUCUUCAAGAGCUCGCUGAACAUCAUUGACUUUGUAGCCAUCCUGCCCUUUUACCUGGAGGUGGCGUUGAGCGGCCUCUCCUCUAAAGCGGCGAAAGACGUGCUGGGCUUUUUGCGCGUGGUGCGAUUCGUCCGAAUCCUGCGAAUCUUCAAGCUAACUCGGCAUUUCGUGGGGCUGAGAGUGCUUGGUCACACGCUCCGCGCCAGCACCAAUGAAUUCUUGCUCCUUAUCAUCUUCCUCGCUCUCGGAGUGCUCAUCUUCGCCACUAUGAUCUACUACGCCGAGCGCAUCGGCGCCGACCCUGCUGACCCCACGGCGAGCGCCCACACCACCUUCAAAAACAUCCCCAUCGGCUUCUGGUGGGCCGUGGUCACCAUGACAACGCUGGGCUAUGGUGACAUGUAUCCCGAAACAUGGUCUGGUAUGUUGGUGGGUGCCCUGUGCGCCCUGGCAGGCGUGCUGACCAUCGCCAUGCCUGUGCCCGUCAUUGUAAAUAACUUCGGCAUGUACUACUCUCUGGCCAUGGCCAAGCAGAAGCUGCCCAAGAAAAAGAACAAGCACAUCCCGCGGGCUCCGCAGCCUGGAUCGCCCAACUACUGUAAGCCAGAUGCCCUGGCAAUGGCCACUGCCUCACCGCACAGGAUCAUGGGUAAUGUGCUGGGCGGUAUGGUGGGCUCUGGAAGCAUGGCAGGAGACUGUCCUCUUGCACAGGAGGAAAUCAUAGAGAUUAACAGAGCAGACUCAAAGCAGAAUGGGGACGCUGCAAACGCAGCUCUGGCCAAUGAGGACUGUCCCACUAUAGAUCAGGUGCUGGGGCCAGAUGACAGGAGUCCAGCCACUGGUGGGUUGGGGACAGGCACGGGCCGUGAACGCUACCCCCACGAUAGGGCCUGCUUCCUUCUUAGUACCGGAGAGUUCCGCACCACAGACAGCAAUGUCAGGAAAGCUGCUGGCUACGAGAAGUCCCGCAGCCUGAAUAAUAUUUCGGGGAUGACAGGGGCCCCCCUGCGCCUAACGCCCAUCACCCCCAUCAACAACUCACCCUACGAACCCUACGAGUCCCCCGGCCCUCUGCGGCGCUGCCGAUCCCCAAUACCCUCCAUCCUGUAGCACAUCUUAGGGAAAGGCAACGAAAUAAACAAAAAAGACCCUCGCGCACCGUCAUACCGCAGUAGUAUUAAUAAUCAUGAGAACGACGCUAAGUACUCACACCUCCGCUCCUCCAUUGACUGGACAGGGUGGGGGUACACACCACUCUUUUUAAUAUGUCGUGCCUCAAAGGGAAUGGGAUACAUUUAUUUAGGGAUUUAGAGCUUUAAGUAGGCUACUAAAACAACUUCAUCACGUAUACUUCAGGCAAUAUUUCAGACAGGCAACUAAAAACAAUUAUGUGCUGUAACGUUCAGCGGAUUAUGCCUUAUUAUUGAAGAUGAAAAAUAAAUAAAAAGAAGCACUGAAUAUUAAUAUAUUAGGAUAAAACUCCUCACUGGUCCAUAGGCAGCGAGGAGUACCCUGUAGGAAAUCUUUCCCUGUAGUUGAAUGACUGUAGUUCUAGGCUUUCCCCACUCGUACCUGCCUGAUUGCUGGUUGUAUAAAAAAAAAAAACGAGACUGUGAUCCAGCUGGCUUAUUCAUUGAGUGCUAGUCGUCGCUGAGAUCAGCUUUGAUACACCAUUAUAGGCCUUGAAAAAUUCACCUCAUAUCAAAGCUUGGAAUGAUAAAGGUCAUAGGUCACAGACAACAUGCACGUAGUUCAAGUGCAUGCAAGAAAAGAUGUCCAUUAGGCAAGUAGAAUAUAUCUAAACUCCCGAUUCCCUUUAACUGCUAUGAAGAUUUGAAAACGACUGAUUUGAACUCACGAGUAAGCUCUGCAGAAGAGAAUUAACGGAUCGGAUCGUUUUGGCUGAUUUGAUUGUGAUGAGGGGGUUUUUGGUGAUUUAGGCCAUGAGUAUUAUGAUUAUAACACAAUUAUUCACAUACAGAGUAUUUCCUACAGCAACAUUUGUUGUCACUCAAUAUUUGAAAAUAUAAUUUACACCGUUAUUAAUAUUAGGACAAAGAAAAAUGCUUAAACCAUUCUUGUGCGAUAUCAACUAUUAUGAUGAGCGCUGACCCUGAGGAGCUGACGAUGAACCCUUCAAACUUUACUAUGUACAACCAUUAACUUUAACAGAGAGACCGAGAACUGAUCAUUACAACAACAACAACAAAAAAAAAGAGGCUAUUUUUGUACUAAGCACUUGGACAUUGCGAUUCGGAUUGGGGAUUGGAGUUGCGCGGGCGGCUUUGAGUUGACAUUUUGGGAGGACAGGAUAUCGUGCUGUUGCAUGGAGAUCUACAAUUAAUGUGUUGGUUUUUGUAUUUUGACUCUAUACAUAUUCAACACCAAGAACCACGAAUCGAAAACAGCAGUGGUCUGGACACAUGGCAAAAAAAUAAAUAAAUAAGAAGUAGCCAUCCUAUUAAGGGCCUGCAACCUUCUGCACUUCUUCGGGACCCUGUCCAAUUUGUAUACUUGUGCAUGAAGGAACUUCCUUUAAAAUAUAUCCUUUCCUAUGAUACUUCCUCAUAAAUAUGAAGACAUAUCAAGCUGAACUGCACUCCUCACUGCAUAUUCACAAUCCCUGGGGCUGUGGCGAACCUCAAAGUUUCCCUACUAAGGGCAAGAAUUAGCUGGACCUUUUCAUCCUCAGCAUCACCAUCAUUCGCAUCACCCUCCCUCAUUAUAAAUCAUUUUCUGAUUACUGUUAUUCCUAUUAUUUGAAUGCAGUAUUUGAAUCAGUUCAGUUUGUUUUCUCUUUGGUCCUCUUCUUUUCUUUCUCUGUUUAUAUAUAUUUUUUGCCUGCUCUGUCUCUUGGAUGCUGACCUUCAUUCCAAUAUAAUGGAGGGAACAUUGAAUGGAUGCUGGAUUGACAGCGGUCAGUAAGAGAAGAAAAAGAAAAGAUGACAAAAUGAACUCUGUAAUGCAGAUAUAUGAGCCAUAUGUUCCACUGUGUGGGGAUUUGUGUGGAUCUGCUGCAUCUUUGAGUGCACAGACGCAAAACACACCUCUGGUGAAGAUAUCUCUGCAAUGGCAGCUCACAAAGCUUCUUCUUGUCUUUCUCUCCAUGUGAAACAACAGGAAACCUGGGAUAUAAGUGCCACGUUUUAGCAGAAAGCAAAGUAGCAUUAUUUACUUAUUUUAGAUGAUUUUAUUGCCUUGCAACCUUUUUGAUUGUUUUACAGUUCAUAUGCAAUCCUUCUCAAUUAAUCAGUAUAAGUUUUUCUUUUGUUUUCAUGUGUUUUUGCUACUGUCACAUUACCUGUUACACUCCUUUUCCCCUCCUCUCUUCUUUUUUGGUUAAAGACGUUCACUUCUAUAGUGAAGAAAAUCAUGGAGGUUGUUGAUUACAUGGAGCGUCUGCAUGGCAGCAGCAAACUAAUGUGUGGCUCUGUGCUUGAAUGAGUAAAACACCAAUCAUUAGUCGUCUGCAUGUGCGCUGCAGCUGCACUGCUUCAUGUACAUGCUUCAUAUACAUUGAAGGUCUCAGGACAGUGAGUGAGGGCCAUCUGCUGGAUGGAUGUGACACCACAUGUGUGCUUGUGUAACUGGAGUGUUCAGUUAGACAUUUAACGUGUAGAUGUCAAGGGUUUUCUUUUAUUAUUGAACCAACAGGUCAUCCAGCCGUACAACGGCCAAAUGCAGUAACUACACCACACAGUUUUCAUAGUGGAGCCAAAGCAUUAUAAUCCAAGAGAUCUGAUUUUGCUUAUAACUCAAUUUUGAAAAUAUGCAUUAACUGCAUUUUGUCUUUGCACAGCAGGAUUGUUUGAGGCAGGUUGUCUAACAUAGAUUUUUUUUUAAUUCUUUGAAAAGGUGUCUAUUAAAAAAUGUAUGUUACAAGGUGCCUUGUAAAACAAGCAAGUGUGCAUUAUGUAUUACCUUAAAUUUAGACAAAUGACCUGGUAUGUUUAGAAGGAGAGAAAGAGGGACACUAAAUCCCUGUAUGAUUCAGGUCCAGCCAAAACACUGUUUAAUUUAUCAUCUCUUAUGUCUCUUCCAUGUCCCUCUCCUCUUCAUCUCUCUUUUUUUGCCUUUGUGUUUUAAUGCUUUUUAUGAGGUUGUAUAGUUCAGGUCUUAAUGAAAUGUACAGUUUUGAAGUUUGACUUUGUAAUUUCCACAUGCAUGGAUUUCUAUUGCGAGCAAUAAGGAAAUUCUAAGUCUAUAUAUCUGUUUUGAUAAGAAAAUGUAUUUUAACAAUGAGGUUUAUGUAUAUGUUUGUGUGUACAUAUGGAUGUGUAUAUUCAUAUUCAUGUGCACAUGCAUAUUAAUGAUCUGCAUGAAACAAAUGUACAAACUAUUUUUUUUUCAUUGCUGUUUUGUUACCAAUCUGUCAUUUUUGACUUGAUUGCUGUGGGUGGGGGGUGGUGCGGGGCGUGGCUUAGUUUUGCAUGCCAAGAUGCUAUUGGGUGGCAGAGACCAUUACAACUGUUGUAUUGAAUAUGGGGUUUUGAAUGUGCUUUAACUAUGUACGUUUGAUUUAAUUUUAUUUUCUGUGUUAGACAUCAAAAGCAUUGCAGAUGGUCAUUUUAUGAUUUAUUCUUUUUCAUCUUUUCACAGAGAACUAUUCUGAAAGCCCUGUGCUUAUCAGAUAUAUGCAAAAAGAAGCAGUAACUGUGAACUAAGACUAGAACAGAAAAUCCACUUCUUCCUUUAUAAAAACAUUCCCAUACGAACAUCUGAGCCCCUGAACCAGUAUCAGCUCCUGUGCAACUCCAUUUUAGUUUGUAUUCUCAUCUCAUGACAUCAUCAAUCUUGUUUAAUCGUCUUAGUUUUGCAUUUUUAAUGAGGAAAUCGGUUGUUCUGUUUCCACUUGCUGUUGUGUUAACCUCAGCUCUAGCCCCCUCUGCUGGUUUUUCGAGGGAUGAACUGACGUACGUAGCAUUCGGUGUUGUAGCUCAUUAGCACUCUUUGGUCACUUUAGAGGCUAAGAACACUGAUUUUUAGCCCUUAAUGUUUACCUGUUAAAUAUACGAUUAAAGAAAGAGACAUUAGACAUUUUUAGCAGACACUGACCAGAAGGAUUUCCCGUUCUCUCUUGUUUGUUGACAACUAAAAUCACUAGACAAUAACGCUGAUCAGAGCAGAGAAGAUGCUAAUAGUCUGCUCACAACAGCAAUGCAUGUUUCCACAUAUACAAGAUAGCUAGCACUUAGCAUCCUAGUGCAUUUUGUGGUUUUGCUGUGUGUUGUCUAUCUAAAGCAUAAGCAGGGUGUAUGGAAGAGCUCCACUCAUAUCCCUUUAUCUCAAUCCUGAAGUUAUGAUGUGGAAGAGACAGGCCUGCCACAAGUUAGCUUAGUUAGCAAAUGCAGAGGCUGCAUGCAAUCACGGAGGGCAAUGUAAAUAAUUCUCUUGUACAGAGACUGCAUGUGGAGUUUGAGAGAGCACAGAAACUAUUGUUUGACUAUUGUUGAAUGUGGCAUUUGAAACGGGGAGAGCAGGUUGAGUUCAAAUGAUUUAGCGAUAUUACCCAGUAUCCUCUCUGUCUCUGUCAGACUUACGCUCCCCUGUCACUACUCAGGUAAAUCUCUUUUUGUUUGUCUAUACCAGUGCUUCCAAAAUGAUGUCAUUCAAAACAGAGAGAGAUGGAUAAGUUACGAACACCACGUGUACACAUGCAUCUGUGUAAAUAUGAAAUCAUUUUUGACCCCAACACUCAUUGCAAGUCUUCCUUUUCCACAGUGUCCUUAUCUUCGUUUAUUUUGCCAUUUCAUCGUUCGCUUUCAUUUAUUCCCAACUACGAACUCUUACUGCUUCCAAAUAACAACCAAAAAAGUCCAGAUGACAUUAUGAGAAACUGAGGAAAAAUAAUCAGUGAUUUGUUUAAAAAAAAAAAGAAAAAAAAAAAAGAACUUUUCAAACACGGUCUGCCAUAAGUGGAUUACAAAAAAAAACUAUGUGGAAUCAGGACACAACCAAAAUCAGGACAUGAAAGCAUGAGGGUCAGAUGGACAGAUUGUGUGUUUGGGGAACAGAGUAUUGGGAGGAUUGUCAACAAAUGAAGAAAGGCAUCGUGAAAUGGAGGACAGUUUGAGGAAGAAAGAAAAAAAGUCAAAGAGAGGAGGAAGGGAGCUGAACGCUUCUCAGUUGCUGAGCUUCUGAACUGCCCCUUUUCCGAUCUCCCCAACUGCAAAACCUGUCCAGAGGCAACCCCCAGGGUCACUGCAGGAAAUAGAGAUGGCGAAAGAGAGAAAACGAGAGAUGAAAGGAGUGCUGCGCUAAUCCCACUUGAAGAAAACAUUGUAAUGCUCAUCUCUCCAUUCCUAAUUUUAAGCCCCAACAUAGGCGCAAUAAACAUAAGAUGUCACGUCCUGGGAGGAUGUUGAACACAUUUUCUUCCUACAAGGAUCAAAAGGGUGGGAGUCCGCAUACAAACUGUAGUAUGUCCUGGCAAGACCCUUCCUGGUGGAAAUGGAUGCAAUUUUAAAGUAACGAGAACUAUUUUUGUGGGGCGUUCCACCCAGUUAAAUGCACCUGAAAGUGGACAACAAAACCCUCAAUCCAGUCUCAGAUACAAAUAAUGUGUGGAAAAAUACCCAUCAUGCUAUUCAACGCUAUGCAAUUCAACCACACAUUCACAGGCAAGUUCAACAAGCACUUCGAACGAACAGUUUUAUCAGCCAAACUUUUUCCACUCCUUUAACUUUUGGGAGAUCUUGCACGUGCUUUAAAUGAAAAUAGACAGCGGUGUCAUCGGCCUGCCAUAUUCCUAUAUCGUGCGAACAGUUUCCCAUUCAUCUAAUUGGAAAAUUUUGUUCAGAGUGUCCUUCUCAGGGCCCACGGAAAGGUGACUUUGUCCACAAUGAAGAAAAGAGCGUCAGCCUCUCUCUUUUCUCUCUCUCUUAGUUCAGCUCUCUGCAUCUCAGCAUUUCUGUUCCACUGUAGAUGAUCUGCAUGGCAUGAAUGAGAAAAAAAAAAAAACAUCAAAAAACAAAACAGAGAGGAAGAUGGUAGAGAUCGUGCUGAGAGGUGCAAGAGGAAACCGAAGACAGGGCCGCUCUGUUUGCACAGUACAAUAUGGGUGACUCUGGACAAGUGGAUGGGGUCACGGAUGAAAACGCAGGUCCUUAAACUUCAAGUGGAGAACACAAAAUACAACAUAAGUGCAUGACACCUAAUGAAGGACAAAGGGGGUUUUAAGAGGACUGGAUGAACUAUGACAAAAGCUGAAAAAAAGAGAAAAUUAAAAAUGCAUUUUUCUCACUUUGUUUACCAGCAUGACUAAACUGCAUGACUUCUGCAAGCCCUGAACCCCAAAUUAGAGGGCUUGGAAUCACUAAACACCGAAAUCAAAUGGAAACAAUAAAAGUUUAUGCUAAAUGCUACUAAAUUUAGAGAAAAAAAAAGAAUAUAUUUAAAAAAAAGAGAGGCUCUAUUUUUCUUUUAAUAAAAAAGAGUAAUGUAAAAAUAUAUAGGAUUGCAAGAUUCACACAGUUUUGUUGGAUAAAAGAAAAACAAACCCCACUGAGUCUAGCUGAAUGAUGAGACAAACUCCUUCAACUACUACUGCUCCCUCCAUGGCUUCAAGUGACAUUUCUUUCCUUCUCUUUCUCCACCGUUUUACCCUUUACUUGAACUCUCCUGGCUCUCUGCUCUGCCCUUCACGGUCUCCCUCAGUCAUGGCAGCCUCCAGCAGUGGCACGAAAGCUCCUCUGGAGACCUCCGACACCUACAGGGCUCUUUUCCUUUGACGGUUAUGGGUCUGAAGAGCAAGGUGGAAGGGGAUUUUAAGGCUGUGGGUGAAGUUUUCUUUUUAUGUUGAGUCCUGAUGGAAAGUUUUGAGUUGUUUUGCCAUGUUUGUUCUUUUUAUUUCAUCCACACGCUGUGGGUAAAAUCGAAGCUUUAUCCAUCGUUAGCAUUAUGUGCUGUGUCUUGAGACCCUGAGCACUUACAUCGCAAAGCACUAUUGUCCAAUCACGAAGCCAUAACGUGAGAGUAGCGCCACUGUCCGAGCGAAGGUGCUCAGCAGGAGAACAUGCUAUCUUGGUUUUGUUAAAGAUGUUGACAUUAGCAUUCAUUCGAUCCAUCAUUUAUUCUCUGAAUUAUUUUGGGUGGUACAGAGCUUUGCAAGGUUUUGACAAGAUUUUUAUUUUAUUUUUUUCUGGAUUACUAGAUUUUAUUACAAAGUUUCAAAAAAUGAUUACAAAUGCUGAGCACCCACUAAAACCAGCCAUGCAACACCAAAAUGGACUUCCUUAUUAACUACUAUUAUUAACAUAUUUCUGAUAUUAGUAUUAUCCUGCGUGAGAGGAGGUCAUGAUUCCACCAGUAUGUUUGACUGUUUGCUCAGACCUUUUCUUGUCUUUGUUUCACCAACAAGAUCUGAACCACCUUUUUUCAAAAGUGGAAGUUCUUGUUGAAGUCUGGUUAUAGGUGUUGUUUUAUGUCACUUAAAGCAUCGUUUGUUGUCUUAAAAUCCCAUGACUGUGUUCUUUCAGCAUUCAUCGUUCAGAAUCUGAUGUAAGCUUAGUUUAGUAACUACCUAUGCAACACCUAAGCAAGACCUUAGCAGCUCACAAACACUCACACACACACACACACACAUAUGCCAUGUGCUCAGGCCAGCUGGCUGGUGUCUGUUUACCGGUGCUGUGUGUCCAGGGAGGGAAAACGACACAGAUGCAGCUCCAUCACCACAAGAGCCAGCGUUAUCUGCUGAGCGUGUAGUGUUACUUCAAACGUUAGCAGCUGGCCCAAGUAGCUUGAAGGUGCGACAGAUGUGUGCAGCUGUAGUAGCCAUGUCGCUUUCUUUAGUGGUGCACUGAAUUCCCUUUCCUUCUCUGUCAAUAUGUAAGGUCUGUGUAACGUCUUCUACAAUGUCUCUCCUGCAUGCUUCAGGGUACAGGAAGACACUCGUGCACUUUUCGAGUUCGCAUACACAUUUAUCUGUAAUCAUAUACUCAUCUCAGAGGGUAUGUAGGAUAUAUAUGUAACCAGAACUUAUUUUAUAUAUGGUACUCAGUUCUAAAUUGCAUCUCACAGGCAUUUGCUGACUGGUUAAGUUAAUGUGUACCUCUCUGGUCCUUCAUGAAGUCAAAUGGGAUGGUGUUUUGGAGCAAUAAUGAUGGAGGUCCACCUUUUUCUCAUUGUCGUCAUUAGGAAUUGGGGGGACACGUUCAUCUCAUCCCUAAUAGGAAACCCAGUGUGCCUGAAACUGUUCCCUGAAUGUGUAGAUAAACAGCCACAUCAAUUGAAGACGCUCUCUCUCUGCAAAAGCUUCCCGUGAGGGCUUGUCUUAGCGUGAAUGAGAUCACACAACCCCUCCAGAUGGCUGACAGCUCACAUACCUUUACUUGAAACCCAAAUACAAAACAUAUCAGAGAGGAGCAGAACAAAGCCAGAAUCAGUCUCCACGCUUUCUCAACUUCCUGUUUGCAUCCCCUCCCACUCUCUCAUCUGUUCCCUCUCCUUCUCAAUUUUUGAGGAAGAAGCUUUUUUGCAUCCCUUGUUCUUGUGUUUUUCUAUCAUAUUGUUUGAAGUUGAAUUAUAAUGCAUGCAUGGAAUACAAUGAGGACAUAACUUGUGAAUAAUUUGUGAAUGGCCAGAAUGAGGCAACCAUCUCUUUCACCUGGGCUCUCUACUCUGCGACUGCUCUCUCAGAGACACUUAGAGAGGAAGUAAGAACAUAUUGUUUCUAGGUUUCCUCACCCUUCCCCUUUUUCUUCAAAAUGCAGCCGUAGCAAAUGUAAGUUCUGGCUAUGUAUGCUAAGACUAUAUUAAUAUAUUUAUACAUCGUUUUCAAGAUGAUAUUUGUAUCUGUAGUAAAUAUUCAUCAGAGCUUCCACAGACUCAGAGCGGAACAGAUGCAGCAGUUGUGAGGGCGGAUAUCAACGCAACAAAGUUUUCACUGCAUGUGUCUGGAUACGAUUUGUUAUAGUUUGGCCCAAUAUGCACUACCUGUUUUUUGUAUUUUGUCAUUUUAUACUUUAAUUCCUUUAUGUAGCUUGUUUAAAGGGGGGAAAUUCAUUGCACUAACACAGCUAAUGGAGCUGCUGUGUCUACUGGUGAGCGCAACCCUAACCAUACACCCCUGGUUAAGAAGAGAGACAGAGAGUUAGAAAGAGAGGCCAGUGAGAAAGAGAAGGUCCCUAAAAGAAAUGGAUGAGUUCUAUGCUAUUAAGAUUGAUGCUGGAUACAAUUUUA